AUGACUUGCCAAGCUCUUGAGGCACAUCCAACGGCGCCGCACUCGGCGCAGGGGACGCAAGUUGCAGCGCAGCAUCAAACUGUGCAGCAUCCGGCGAACCUGCCCAGACCAGAGGUGUGUGCCGAUGAUGCUCUUGCAGUCUUCUCUGCUGCUUUGAGCAAUGCCUUGGAGAAACUGCUGGGGCGACCGCCCACACCAGAGGACCGUAUCUUCCAUUUCGACCCUGAACGCCAGCGCGCCUCCCUGGAACUUCCCAGCUUGAGGCCCCCUCAACAGCUCAGUUGUGCAACAGAGAUGGAUGAAGAUGUGGAAUUUAGUGAUUUGACGAAGAGCGAACAGGUGACCUUGCAACAAUCCGUUGAGCAUAAGAUCUCCAAGCUGAUGCUGAAGGAGUUAGAAUCCGAAGGUCUGUUGACCUUUGAUUCCUCUCAGCCGCCGCUGCAUGCAUGGGUCCCUGGCAAGGACCAGCAGCGCAUUGCGCUGAUCCCCCGGGUGCUGCGGCGCGCCAAGACGGUGCCACCGCGCGUCACCAAGGCAUCGACCACAGGCGUGAAAACCGGGGAACCGGUCUUCAUGCGUCUCCGGAAACUCCAGGAUAGCUUUGCUUCCAACCCACCAGAAGAGUACAAAGAGCAGAUCAUUUUUAGGGACUUCAGCAAUGGAUAA
Molecule: messenger RNA, 666 nt
Organism: Cladocopium goreaui
Lineage: Eukaryota; Dinophyceae; Suessiales; Symbiodiniaceae
Source: the annotation of a GenBank genome assembly